AAGAUGCGCGCACGAAUCAAUUAUUAUAUUCACAAAACGCCGUCGUUUUAACACGUAUGCUCCAGCCACCCCCGGGUCCCGGCCCACAAUCCAUCAUUCAAAUCCUCUUCUUCUUUAUCUCUCUCACAACUUUCUUAAUUUUGAACUCUCUCUCUCAUCGACGAUUAACCAGAAUCUGGAGCCAUGCCUGAGGGUAUAACACCUGAAGAUCUUCUCCACAACAUCAUGGAUUCGCUUUCUGAUAAGAAGCAAAGUUCUGGUUCAUUCUUCGCAGAGGAGGAGAAACCACACUCUGUCAGAACCGAAUUUAACAAGCUCUUUGGGAGACAGAAGCCCAUUCAUCGUAUUUUAGGGGGCGGAAAAUCUGCUGAUGUGCUCUUGUGGAGGAACAAAAAGAUAUCAGCAAGUGUCUUAUUUGGUGCUACUGCAGUUUGGGUGCUUUUUGAAUGGCUUGACUACAAUUUUAUUCCUUUGGUAUGCUUCGGUCUUGUUAUAUGUAUCAUUGGCCAGUUUAUUAUGUCACGCCUUUUGAACAGGCCCCCACAAAGUCUUCGUCUGUCAGAUGAACUAUUCGUGAACAUUGGUACCGCAGUAGGUGCUGAGGUUAACCGCACUUUAGCUUUCCUUCAACACGUUGGUUCUAGAGGAGAUAUUAAGCAACUUGUAAUUGUUAUUGGGAGUUUGCUAACUGCUGCAAUAAUUGGAACCUGGUGUAACUUUUUUACCGUGAUUUACAUGGGUUUUGUGGCCGCCCACACAUUGCCUGUUGUGUACGAGAAGUAUGAUGAUCAAAUUGAUAACGCCGUAUACAACGUUUUGGGAAAGCUUCAGAACAACUAUAGUAAGCUGGAUGCUAGUGUGCUAAGCAGAAUUCCGAAAGCAACCAGGAAGAAGUUUGAAUAGGUUUAUCUAAACUUGUCGCAAAAAUGUUAUGUGUGUUUUUAACUUUUGUCAUUUUAGACUGCGUAUGGUGUAUUUAUCAGUAGCUUUUUAAUGAAAAAGUGUUACUGGAUAUGUAUUAACUGGUAUAUGAACCAUUUAGAUUUCUCAAA
Helianthus annuus (common sunflower) is the source of this 1052-nucleotide messenger RNA. RefSeq names its product reticulon-like protein B8. The transcript is spliced from 6 exons. Bases 184 to 903 code for a protein of 239 amino acids. Lineage: Eukaryota; Viridiplantae; Streptophyta; Magnoliopsida; Asterales; Asteraceae. The record is from RefSeq and is a predicted model, not a curated record.